Messenger RNA from Aspergillus melleus, 771 nucleotides. It is a transcript of the gene HIS6, whose product is annotated as 1-(5-phosphoribosyl)-5- ((5-phosphoribosylamino)methylideneamino)imidazole-4-carboxamide isomerase HIS6. NCBI's taxonomy places the organism in Eukaryota, Fungi, Ascomycota, Eurotiomycetes, Eurotiales, Aspergillaceae. Gene Ontology annotation, cellular component: cytoplasm. The transcript has 3 exons. Gene Ontology annotation, molecular function: 1-(5-phosphoribosyl)-5-[(5-phosphoribosylamino)methylideneamino]imidazole-4-carboxamide isomerase activity. Gene Ontology annotation, biological process: L-tryptophan biosynthetic process; L-histidine biosynthetic process. The record is from RefSeq and is a predicted model, not a curated record. The coding region runs from base 1 to 771 and encodes 256 amino acids.
AUGACUAAAUUCAGGCCUUGUAUUGACCUCCACUCCGGUCAAGUCAAGCAGAUUGUUGGAGGCACAUUGAGCAAUAUAUCCGCGGACUUGAAGACAAACUAUGUAUCGAAGCUCCCCGCCAGCCAUUACGCCGAAUUAUAUCGGAAGCACGAUCUGCGCGGAGGCCAUGCUGUGAUGCUUGGGCCUGGGAAUGAUGAAGCCGCAAAGGAGGCACUCAAGGCAUGGCCGGGGGGGAUCCAGGUUGCUGGUGGCAUUACCGACAAGAAUGCCCAGUACUGGAUUGAUCAAGGUGCGGAGAAGGUUAUCAUUACAUCUUUUCUCUUUCCAGAGGGGAAGUUCUCUCUCGAGCGACUAGAAUCAGUCUUGUCGGCACUUGGUGGUGAUAGAUCGAAGCUGGUCUUGGAUCUGAGCUGCCGAAGAAAGGACAAUACUUGGUUUGUGGCUAUGAACCGCUGGCAAACCAUUACGGAGAUGGAAAUCACCCAGGAAUCGAUUUCACUACUGGAGCCGUAUUGUUCCGAAUUCCUUAUUCAUGCAGCCGACGUCGAGGGACUGCAGCAGGGUAUCGAUGAGGAAUUAGUGUCCAAGCUAGCUCAGUGGUGCACCAUCCCUAUUACAUACGCUGGAGGUGCACGUAGUUUGCAGGAUCUAGAAAAGGUUCACACGAGCAGUCAAGGGAAGGUUGAUUUGACGAUUGGAAGCGCUCUCGACAUUUUUGGUGGGUCGGGUGUGACAUUUGACGAAUGUAUUGCGUGGAACGAAUCUCAUUAG